Molecule: messenger RNA, 1116 nt
Organism: Meloidogyne enterolobii
Lineage: Eukaryota; Metazoa; Nematoda; Chromadorea; Rhabditida; Meloidogynidae
Source: the annotation of a GenBank genome assembly
AUGCUUCGUGCCGCUUUUCUUCUCAUUGUUCUGUUGGCUGUUUGGACAUCGCAUAAAUGUUCUGUGGCUGAUACUGUUGUUGGUUAUGGUCGACACACUCUGGUUGGGAACAAAAUAACAAUAUCAAAUCGCAAGUUCAGAAUCGCGGAAAACAACGAUGACCUCAAGGAUUACGUUGGAACCGAGAAUGCUUGUGAUGUUAAAUUUGAUGAUAAUGGGGAUAUUGUUCUCAACUACAACAGUGUUCGAGAGACGGGAUGUGUUGUGGAUCUAAUGCAUAGAUAUCUUGCUUUUAAGCUUGAGUUCACAGCCACUCUGAGCAACGACGACAAGGAAAUAAAAGAAUGUCUUGAAGAAAUGCCUGAUGGAAUUAAUGCCAAUCUUGUUCCCUUCGCCCACAGCAUUGAUUUGGAACGUUUUGAGAAGCUCAAAAAAGGACCAUACAAUGAACACGCUUUUUGUGAUAACCAGGCUGCUUGUAGCAACGGAAGUGGAGAGUGCUUGAAGCCUGAAGGGUUGGAGAUUGGUUGGGGCUACAAAGGAGAUAGAGUCCAUGUGGGCAUGCAACAGGUUGGAGAGCCCAUUUUGUGUGAAUGCCCCCAAAAAUUCGAUGGAAUCAACAAUAAAAUGUCUUCAGUCGACGUGCACGUUGAUGACAAAAUUGCCUGGUUUAGGUUGGGUCCAACAGAUGAUCAAUGUAGUGUUUCUUUCGAUUCUUGUAACCCGCCUUUUGUCUGCAACAGUGUCAAGCAGAGCAAAAUUUACGGAUUAAAUCCAAUGACUUGGGAGGUCAAAUACAAGGACGGAGAUCUUAACUACUACCGUCUGCUUUCUUUAUAUUUGCUGCCACAGAAAGCAGCUUUCCAACACCGUGGAGGGAAAAGUAUUGCAAGGGAAGCGCCAAAUGGACCCAAGUGUAAUAUUCAACUUAGAAUUCCCAAGAGUAGCAAAUACAAGCUUUUGAUAGAAAAUAAAUUGAGUCUUAAAGAAAAACUUAUAAUUGUGGCUGGAAUAUGUGUUCUUAUCUUUGCCUGUAUCUGGUUCAUAUGCUAUAUGGUUGUGAAAACGAAAGAAAAUAUGGAUAAGAUGAAGGGAGAUAUGAAAGAUUCGAAAUAA